Molecule: messenger RNA, 3532 nt
Organism: Marasmius oreades (fairy-ring Marasmius)
Lineage: Eukaryota; Fungi; Basidiomycota; Agaricomycetes; Agaricales; Marasmiaceae
Exons: 8
Coding region: 240-1802 (520 amino acids)
Molecular function (GO): oxidoreductase activity
Source: RefSeq, a predicted model, not a curated record
GCACCGCGACUAAACUUCAACCCGCGGUUCCGACUGUCGCUCUCACCUCGUCUACGUUGUCGCAAUCCCUUUCAUGCACUCAAGACCAUGCAUGUUUGCAAACCCAUUCUCAAAGAUCUCUGUGUUAGAAAAAUUCUAUCUUAAGAACAGUCAUGAGACUGAAGGGUACUCAAUGACGACCGGAACAUAUAAGGGUUAGACGUCGGGAGCUCGACGCUAAGGAACUUUUCAACUGCGCAAUGGUCUCUCAAGUCAAAGAACUCACUGAUCUCUGGCCAGAACCAUCCUCACCACCGUCCCGAUUAUCUCCCAGCAGGUUACCUGGGGCGGAUCAUGAAUCGACAGAGACACUGCGUGAGGUUUUGAGAAAGAACCAUGAGAGAUGGCAUAUCUUCUACGAUGAUCUCGGUCGACACAACCAUAUAUCUCAUCAUUGUUUGGCCGUCUGGGCUUUAGGAGGUCAUAAGGACAUUGUUCGAAUGGGAUAUGAUAAGAACGAGUUCUUGCAACAGCCUCGAGGAACGUCACCGGAGGUUAUAACGGAGGACAAUUGGAUUGAGCAUCUCGGGAAAAGGGAAUACUAUGCUGGUUACCAAGACUUUUUCGCCAACGUCGUCUCUAAGAUUGGCGGUUCAAAGGCACUAGAAGAAUACGUGUUCUCUUCAAAGGCCAAUUUCGGGAGCAAGAACAGCGCUGGUAGACACCCAGAGAUGCUUUGUCGUGUCCAAGCUGGGAUCAUGCACGGGCUCAUUCAUGUUGGGUAUGGCGCUGAGUUUGGGUUACCUGGGAUGUACGUUGAAGGUCUAGCUGAAGCAGCUGUUAGUGAAGCAGAAAGCAGUCAGCUCGUUCCACCGUCCCUGUUUGACUCUGUCGAUGCGGAAACCAAAUCUUCGUCUUCCGUCACAUCCCGCCUACAAUCCGUCCUUUCACUUGGAGGGGAGUCAACCCCAUCGUCAUCCUCGGGCUCGUCAGGAGCCAACGCUUUCACUGUGCUUGCGCGUCUUGAAAGAGACCCAAAGAUUGUUUCCAAAGACAUGGGCCUCGAGAUGAUGUAUUAUUCGCUCAUGAAGGACUGCGGUGAUGCGCUCUACAAGUACGCCAGUGAGUGGACGUUGGAUGUGUCAAGCCCGGAGUCAGUUCAAGAGAAGAUCGAGGAGCUUCAUUGGGCGAUGACGUUUAUGUACGCAGUAGCUGGAUACAAACAGCUCGAUGAUGGGGACUUCAAUGCUGAUUUCCUUUCAGUACACUUCAUAACCUCAGGAAUCUUCCUCCAAUCCCUCGUCUCCAUACUUUCCCCGCGCUCCCAGGUUCUCCUCCUCCGAAGCUUCUUCGCCACCGUCCUUGGCUGGUGGGUUCUCAUCGGGAAACCUCCACUCGACAGCAAGAAAAUCCGGGCGUUCUUCUCGGACGAAGAAAUCGCACGUCCUACCCCACCUCUCCCUCAACCCGCUCCUAAUGCCAAUGCAUUACCGUCCCCAACCUCUCCGGUAGCUAUCAACCCCAACCCAUGGACUUGGCUCAUCCAACAAGCUAUCGUUCAUCCCGACGACCAUUUCCCUAAAUGUCAGCGAGCGUUGGUGCAUUACGCUCAGUUGUAUGGGACUAGACCCAAGGGUUAUUGGUCUGGGGGUAAACGGAAGACGGAAUUGGAAGGCGCGGAAGAUAUGGAUGGGACGUUGUUUUUGAGAGCUGCUGUGUUAACGCAGAACAGGCUCGGGAGAGUGUUUGAGAAUGUUCCGAGUUUGCAGAUUUAUUGGGAUAGGAAGACGUAUAUUCCUGGAGCCAAGUUCGAUAACUAUUAGCUGUUGGGUUUUGGUUGCGGAUCAUGUUGGUAUUUGUGAGGUUUUUUUUUACUACGAUGCGUGGUUUUGAAUGACCUUGGCACUCGUAUAUUCGUUUUUGGACUGGAUUCGGAUUUUUAUUCCCUGUGAGAAUAAGUAGAGAGAACGAAACUGUCUUUAUUCAAUGCAAGUUCUAUGUUCACACAUUAGAUCGGCGGGCGGAUAUGGGUAUAGUGUUGUAGUAAAUCCCGAGCAUUCCAACAAAUCCAAACAUAUACGAAACGACAAAACAGAAAACCAAAAAGUCCAACCAGUCCACAAAAUCGGGAGACCAAGAACCUUACAAAUAACGGUCAAACGCCACUUCUUCCACGACCCUUUCCAUCUCCUUCUGCGCGUCCUCGAUCACCGCAUCUACCACCUCUGGGGGUGCCUCGAGUGGGAUAAGCCAAUCGUGUCUUACCUUUCCGGAUGGUUUGGAUAAGUACCAUUUCUUGGGGAUCUUUUCCUCUCUUUCCCUUUUCCACCGCGGGGCGGCCGCCGGUUUGUUAUUCAUCAAUUUUGCGUUCACAUCCUCACCUUCACCAAGAUCACCAGUAUCACCGUCCUCAUCCUCAUCCUCAUCCUCCGUCAACAAAUACCAAGCCUCCAAACACUUUAUAUACUUCCCACACAUCCAACAAACCGGCUUCGAAGUCCCCACCGUCUGGGCCAAAACGUCCACUCCUCCUCCUCCUCCCCAACCCGGACUAUCCAAAUGGUGUAUAAGCUGCAACACCGAAUGGCAUUUCACUGUAACAGUAUUCCCAGGAACCCAAGCUUCCGAUAUGACAUCGGAAGAUAAAAGUUCGAGUUGGAGUUUCCGGUCUAGUCGGCGUAGUUCCCGAUCCACUUUCGUCUUCUGUGCUCGUGGUAGAGGUCGUAGAAGCAGUAUAGUCAGAUGAUUCACAAGUCCCAGAAGAAUUGUCUGUAUCCGUGCUCCCCUCUCUCGAAUGGGGCUGGGUUGAGCGGGGCCCGUAGUUCCCAUUGUAAUCCUCCUCGUCGUCGUCGUCGUCGCCCGAAGUAGCUCUUGACUUCCCACCGAAUCCUGAUCUGGAACUCCUCUUGGAUGUUCCUGCUCCACGAGACCCGUCGUUAUCGCAGAGCCCAAGAAUAGAGGGGAGAAGCUCCGAAGGUGACUCUUGCCAUGUAUAAGAUCGGAUGUUUCGUGAAGGGAGCGCAGUCGCCGGCGUCGGUGAAGCUGGGAGUUUACGUGAAUGAUUACCCUGGCCAUUCGGAGGUGAAGGACGUUCAGACUCGGAACGACUGGUGUGACGGGGACUCUGGUGACCCUGGUACUCGGAAAUUAACUCAAACACGAUCCCUCCUUUCGGUCUAUCCUCCAAGAACGCCUUGAUACCGGAUUCUCCAAGGACUUCGUGGAUAAAGGGAACGCCGAUGAUUGCGAAUUUUACCGCUCCACUAUGGUAGGACGCGAUGUGGGAGAAUCGUCUAAGAAGUGUGUGAAGGAAUAUCACUGAAAGGGAAGGGGGGGAAAUAAGACAAACCAGGAGGAACGAAGACAAACGUUGGACUCACGAUCUGCCUGCUUCAACGUGAUCCGGAACGUAUGAUGAUUCAGCAAAUCGUCGAAAAAGGUCGACUGAAUAAACAUAUCACACGCCCUCAUAAUCGACGUCAAAUACUGGAACCUCUGUUCAUCCCCCAUAUCAUCUGUACACAUAUCCGCUUGGUCGAGGACAAUCCAGAAA